GUCAGUGCUUGUCAGCCGUUCGCAUUUUAGGAAGUGCAUCGAAUUUAUGGAAAAAAUGUUAUUUUGAUAUUUUUAUGCGAUUUCCGAAGUGUUUUCGUGGGAUGUAUGACUAACAACAUUCCUGGAAUGGUUAGUGUGCACAAGUGAACUAAGUUAAGUGACGUUGGGGAGGGCACGAGUUGUUUUAGAAAUCGGACCCUUGAAAGAAGUGGCCUCUAGGAAAGCUAAGGUUUUGACGCACGUGUAGUGUUUUGCUGCAUCUAAACUUCUCUUUAAGGAAAACAAACUGUUUUUUCCAGCGAUAUAAUUAUAAGGACGUAGAUUAUCGUUACUGAGUGUAUUAGAAGUCUUGUUCUUGUUAUUGUUUUGCUCCGUGUUUUUGACCCUUGCAUCCGUCCGUCGCGGUUCCCAGGCAGGCCCAUUAUACGUCGCGACAGAGGGAAGUUAGGCAGUUGAAACGAUCCGGAGCUACGUCCUUCAUGUUUCUAAUUUGACGUUUCAUUCUGUUUACGUCUCGAAUGGCGGCAUUGACGAAAUGCAAAUAUGUCCCCUUACCUCUAUGUAAAAUUAGAUGAGUUUUGGAUCCAUGAUUCGUCUUGCCGGUAUUUAUUUUCGGGGCAAAUUACUGGGCGGAAAGUGCAUUUAUUCUUAAGAAAUUGUUCUUGUCGAUCGUCGACUACCGGAGGUUAGUGGCCCUAGAGCACGCGGAAUUGUUUACUUUGUGAUAGAAUAGAUGCUUAAGAUGGUCCUGUAAAAUCAUCCCUUUAAUGGCAAGAUAAGUGGUUGUGGUCCAGACGACGAAGAGGUAUUUUGGCUAACCUUUUAUGUUUUUGAUCUCCCAAUGGCGUGGCAUAAACAGGACCACGUUAACAUGCUCAUGGAUAAAAACAAACCCAAAAUGCCAAUAUCAAUACCGAACAGCAGCGACCCACAGCAACAGCGACGCCAUGUUCCGUUAUAUGGGCGACUGGUCGCCGAUGACCCGUUGGGUGGCACGGUGUCCACCUCGGCCGUAUCAAGCGCGCCAUCUACGACUGAUAUCCAAGCGAUGCAAGCUCGAAUACCGCUUACAUUCCGAGACCCGGCUACGGCUCCCCUCAGAAAGCUCAGCGUGGAUCUGAUUAAGACUUAUAAACAUAUUAAUGAGGUAUAUUAUGCUAAAAAGAAACGCCGUGCGGCCCAAGUCCAAGGCGACGAUAGUUCGCAUAAAAAAGAACGAAAGAUUUACAAUGACGGUUAUGACGACGACAACCAUGACUAUAUCAUCAAGACCGGUGAAAAGUUCCUUGACAGAUAUGAAAUUGACUCCCUUAUUGGCAAGGGGUCUUUUGGACAAGUGGUGAAGGCCUACGACCACGUGGAGCAGUGCAAUGUGGCUAUUAAAAUAAUAAAAAAUAAAAAACCCUUCCUUAACCAGGCCCAAAUCGAGGUCAAGUUGCUCGAAAUUAUGAAUAAGGCUGACGCAGAGAAUAAGUAUUAUAUAGUAAAAUUAAAAAGACAUUUUAUGUGGCGGAAUCAUCUAUGUCUCGUGUUCGAAUUAUUGUCGUACAACUUGUAUGACCUACUGCGAAACACGAAUUUCCGAGGCGUAUCUCUGAAUUUGACGCGAAAGUUCGCGCAGCAGCUGUGUACGGCGCUGCUGUUCCUUUCCACUCCCGAACUUAGUAUAAUUCACUGUGAUCUUAAACCUGAGAACAUUCUCUUGUGUAAUCCGAAGAGGUCAGCGAUUAAAAUUGUUGAUUUUGGUAGCUCGUGUCAACUCGGACAAAGGAUAUACCAGUAUAUCCAAUCGAGGUUCUAUCGAUCGCCGGAGGUUCUUCUAGGCAUAUCAUACGAUCUGGCCAUCGACAUGUGGUCCUUAGGUUGCAUUCUAGUAGAGAUGCACACCGGAGAGCCGCUAUUCAGCGGAUCGAACGAAGUGGAUCAAAUGAACAAAAUCGUGGAGGUGUUGGGAAUGCCACCCAAGCACAUUCUGGACCAGGCGAACAAAACUCGAAAGUUCUUUGAGAAAGUCGCUAGCGAGCGAGGUAGUGGCAGCUAUCGAUACGUCCUAAAAAAAACUAAGGACGGCAAGAAAUACAAAAGCCCAGGUUCAAGACGGUUACAAGAGAUCCUCGGUGUAGACAAUGGUGGACCGGGCAGUAGGAGGGCCGGAGAACCAGGACAUGCGCAGUCAGACUAUCUUAAAUUUAAGGACCUAAUAACGCGAAUGCUUGACUACGACCCCAAAACUCGUAUAACUCCUUAUUACGCACUGCAGCAUGGGUUCUUUAAGCGCACCAGCGACGAGGGUACGAAUACUGCGUCGGCAACGGCCAACCAUAGUGCGAGUAGCAGUCCCGCUAUUACUGGCCUUGAUAUAUCUAACAGUCAGCAUGGGUUAAAUUUUGUUAGUCGAUCCCGUGAGCUGUUCUCGGCCCACCACUAUCAACCGGAGCAACCACAACAACAAAUUAGCGCGUCUUAUGCCGGGUACUCAACCCUGUGGAAUCCGCAGACAGCUCAAUCCCCGACAACGGGACGGGCGCCACAUAACCCUCACCGCGGUCAACAGACGCAGGCCCAACAAGUGGUACCUCAACGGUACCACCAGGUGCCGCAUCAGGCUGUCCUGAACCACGGCCCGGCAUCUCUACAGACUUACACCCUCCCUAAACAACAUAACGGUAAUAACGGCGGGGGUAACCAGGGAGCACAGGUGGUACCGCAUCAGAAUGUGCGCAAACAGUCGGAUGGUACUAACCGGGAUGGGAACAGUCCCAUGGUUGGAGUUUGUCUACAGCAAAGCCCUGUUGUGAUUCAUUAAAUUUGCGUCACCGCAAUAAGAGUCAGUCAAUCGUAAUAUGCGGACGUUAGAGGUAAUAUUUAGGGAGACACUCGCUCUGUGGUUAUUCCUCUAAGAGAGGUUGUAUUUGCGUUAGCUGAGGUAUUUGGGUUUUUACUUGAGACUCUGCGAACUAAUUGGCGCGAAGAAUUAAUUACGGAUUACAGUAAUCUGGAUUAGAAAGGAAAUUCCGGAUAAAGCGUAGCUGAGUGAUGAAAGUUUGCUCAAAUUGGUUUCACUUUCAAGAUGGAUAAAAAAAUUAAUAAACUUCAAGGUAUGCCGUAAAUGGUGUUUUUUUUCUUCUAAUUUUAGUAUAUUGGUAUUCAAAUAGUUAUAACAAGUCAUUCUUUUAAAUUCUAAUAAUAUACAGGGAAAAUUAAUUCGCAAAUAAAAUAAAUGAAUUAUGUAUGCGGUUUUUUCAUUUCAAAGCGAACCACCCUUCAUAAAUUUUUGUUAAAAAAAGAAAAUGCAUUUUUACUAAAGAUGUAGUUAUUAAAGAGUGCAAGCUUUUAUUAGAGAUGUUAGCUUCUCACCAUCUUUAAUUUUUAGUUUCUACGUUUGAUUUGUAUUACGUAGUUAUUUUUUACUUUCUUCUUUUUUUAUUAUGAAUACACAAGUAGAUCUGAUGAAGCCUACGCAGUACGGGCGAAACACGUGUAAUCCUAUGACCUGAUAUUACAAUAUAUUUGAAAUCUGCUACUUGAAGUUUAAUUUAUUAACAUUUAAAGAAAUAAUUUAAUUUAUUAAAUGCUCAAAAUUUAAGCCGUUAUUGGCGAGGCAAUAGUAAGCCUAUAUUGAAACUCUUUAAGAAUAUUGACAAGGGUUUGUCUGCUAAUAGCUCUACGUUCUCAAGCAUUUCAGUCAUCAGUAUUUUUUUUAGAAACUUUGGUUUUUAAAUAUCCCUGAAGGAAAGUCUAACGGAGUUAAGUCUGAAGACCGUGUAGCCUUCAAUUGCACCAGGUCUACCAAUCCACGUCCCUGGAAAGCAUACUCUUAAACCUAAAUACAAAAUUAAACUUUCUCCUGUUUAUCUUAUUUUUUUUUAAGAGAGCCAUUAUGGGUGGUUCGUUAUGCAAUUAAAGUACUAUAUUGUAUUCAGAGACUUGGUAACCGUAAAAGCUACGAAAUGGAUUAAAACAUGGGGCAGUUGCAUAAUUUGAUAUUUAUUAAAAUUAUGUUUAAGAUAUUUAAAAAAAUACUAAUAGUUCCGGAGAUAUAACCGAGAAAGAUCCGGAGGUCUUAUGGAAGUAACUGCUAUAGUUGUUGGAUAUGCAGGAGUUAUACAUAAUUAAAAAGAAAACUAAAAUCACAAAUUACACUUAUUUGCCAUAAUUUACCCAACGUUGUAUCUGUUAUGGUUUCCGAGUUCCCAAUUGGCUCCCAUGAAUUUGAGAUACCCUAUACAUAAACAUAUUUAAUUAUACCACAUAUUUUAUAUUUCUUUUUUUUUUCUUUUGAUUAAUUAUGUUUUUUAAUUUCUUUCAAGUCCCGAAUUAUUAAAGAAAAAAUCAGUUUUGAAAAAUUACAUGAAUCAGUUUACAAUAUUUAUAAAAAAUUAUAUUAAAAAUAUACAGUAGCUUAAAGUUGAAACGCUCUUCAUACUGUAUUUUGAAAAUAAUAAAAUUUUCGCUUUUUCAACCGAUAAUUUAGAGAAAACAAAUUCUUUAAGCUCUGAUUUUACCAAGUAAUAAUAUAAACAUUAUGUGGCCAAAUUGUAAUGAAAGUAUGAAAUCUAGAAAAAGCAACACCUAUUUAAAUUGACGAGAACUUUUGUUGAUAAUUAAAUUGAUCAUAUAUAUUAAAAAAAAAUUGUAGUACUGAGACAGAUCAGAUGAAUUAUUCAUAAUUUUUAAAAUAACUUGGCCUAUUUUGCUUUUCUAAUUUUUUUUUACAUUACGAAAGCUCAAUGUACCUAGUUUGUUUCUUAUCGGCUUAUGUAUCAACCGAUUUAAAAAACAAUCAUAUCAAAUUAUUGGGAAAAAGAAACCGUAUUUCAAAAGUAGUUGUUCCUAAUAAUGUACUAUUUACAAAAAUAAAGUAAAUGCCAAAAUAAAUGGUUUUGGACAUUUUUAAAUAGGCGUGUAAACGAUUUAAGUCAUAAAAACCAAUGAAAACUAUUUUUUCGUGAUUACUUGAUUAAAAAUUAAAACUUUCACCGCAUUCAUGGCACCCUUUUUUAAAAUAAAAAAAAAAUUCUAUGAUUAUAAAACAAAAAGUAGCAAAUAGAGUAUCAUUAUUUUCAGAAUAUUAUUUUCUAUCGAAAUACGUAAUAAUAUACCAAGAGUCCCUUCCUGUUAAACCGGAAGUGAUGGAAAACAAGAGAAUAUGUCAAAAGAUUCUCUUAUAACUGUUUAUAGCUUUAUCUUAUAGCUCUUAUAUUGAUACCAAAUUUCAUUUGUUUAUCUUGAAAAGUAAAAAAGUUAUUAAGUGUUCCCUUUUUUCUGUGUCACCCGGUAUAAGAAAAACUGGAUAAACAAUCUCAGACUAUAAGUGGGGUGUCAUUGAUUUCUUUUUUUAGUAGAAAUAAAAAGCAUGAGAAUUCAUUUAUUUGGAAAUUUGGAUAAAUUGACUAUUUUAAUAAAGAUAAAAAUACAACAAAUUUUAAAAGAUGCAAAAAGAUUUUAUUGCAAUAUUAACUUAAAUCAGACUUACGACGUUUUUGAUACUGAUUUUUAUUUUAAAUUAUGGUAUAUGUCAAAAUAAUGCUGUUUUGUUAAAAAUAAAAUUAACAGUUAAAACUUUGCAAUAAAGUAUCGUAAAGUUAUAAUUGUUAAUUUUUUAUGUUUGGCUUAUGAUUUUUUGCCAAAUUAUAACAGACAUUUAUUUACACAAUUUAACAAAAAAAAAUAAGUACAAAAAUAUAUCUAUAAACAAAUUCAAAAUUAAAAACUAAAAAAUGAAUUACAGCUCUUUGAAAAGGUUGGCGUAGUAUGUGGUUUUUUAUUAACCAAAUCGACCACUCCAAUUAGAUCGUUUAUUUUUUAUUUUUUGGCAACCCUGUAAGUAAGGACACAUCUUGGUUUUAAAAUGUUCAUCACUGUAAGCAUCUAUAAUACCUAGCUCGUUGUUUAUGUGCCAAUUUGAACUAUCUCCCUUUGCCCUUGUUCUCUGUGGGGUUUAUAUCACUCUCCAACAGUUUUUAAGUUAAUUUAAAACUGUAAUAUGACAGUAUUACAGUUUUAAAUUAAUGUAAAGUCCUAUGAACCUGUUUAGUAAUACUUUUACUGGCUCUAACACAAGCUUUUUGGUAUCAUUAACAUCGUCAACAGCAUCAUUAUCAUGAACUGGAAUUUUCCGCAAAACCCGCUCUGGAUCUAGUGGCUCAAUUUCUGUUGCUUGAAAUGAGCUUAUAGGUUUGUUCUCACAGCAGUAAGAAACAAGUUUUCGACAAAUAAACAUGCGCAAUAGAGUAAAAUGCGUUCGCACAGGAACUUCUGAUCGGUUUCAAAUCAAAAGUUCGAUGUUCUUACACAAAUUUCUGAUCGUCAUCUUAUAGUCAGACUUGUUUUCGGAUUUAUUUCAAGCAGUGUCAGAGAAUUCGUGUAGCCAGUCAACGCCGAUCUUCGGAAUAUGAACAUAACCUCUAAAUUGUUGUUUGUAUUUUGUCGUUUUGUAUACUCCUUGAUAUUCGUUUUGAAAAUUGUAUUUUAAAUUGUUGGAUUAGUCUAAAAAUAAACAUUAAGGAAAUAGUGAUUUUGAAUCGUCGGAAGAGUCUGAUCAGAAUUUUGUUGAAUCCGAGUUAUGUUGAUUCCGACACAGACUUUAAAGAAGAUUUAAUUGAAGAACAGAUAAAGCCCAAAAAUCAAAACUAUUUUGAUGAAACUGUGUCCCAAUUUAAUAGAAUAGAAUUUCUCGACUAUUUUAGAGUAAGUCUUGAAGUUGCAAAUAAUCACACAACCUUAAACUCUAUUAAUAAUAUACAGCUAUUUCGAGGUUGUAGUAUAAUUUUUUUUUGUUUAUGUUUGAUUUAUUUUCCCAUUGCCCACUGGCAUAAAAAAGUGAGGUUAUUUUUCUUCUCCACUUAACCCGUAUUUGAUGUUCGCACAGACGGUUUCAAAUCGAUCAUAAGUUGUAAUAUUUUACGCAUGCUCAUCAAGAAUAGUUUGGAAACAGUUUCAAACCUGUAAGAAAUUUGCAGUGAGAACAAAUCUUAUGAGAUAAUUUUUUAUGGAUGCAUUAUUAAUUUUUCCCAAUUCGAUGAGCGUAGAGGCGGGAAGUUGGGGAAAGUCCUUUUUAUAUAUUGACGUCUCCUGCUUGUGUUCAUUUUCCACUUGGUAAAUAUAUGCCUCCAUGCAAUUUUAAAGGGAGGUGUUCUUAGGUGAGUGAAUUUUUCGGUAGGGAAUAAAAUCUUUGUUGUUUUUCUUUACAUUGCUCUAAAACACUAUCAGUAAAAUGAAACGAAAGAUUGUUCCCCAGCAAAACUUUUCAUCUUUUUGCGUGCGGAAAAAAUGACGACUCAAAACGCGCUGUAGCACAAUAGUCAUCAGUAUCAGCAGUGUAAAACUGAUACACUCAUAAGAAUAAUUUUGUCUGAGCAUGAAUAAUUUUGAAGAGAUAUUCGAAAGUAUUUAAAAUUUGGUUUUAAAACGGCUUUAGCUUGGCAACAAAUUCUGCAACGAUGCACGAUUUAAGCCCGCCAGUUAUCAGAUACAAAAGGGAUAUAAUCGAAGCACACAAAAAAGUGAAAUAAGAAUUACCAUACAUAAACAUAGGAACGUAAUUCAAAAUAAUCAUCAUUGUCAAAGAGACUUAGAUAUAUGAUCAAAGAAAGAGAAAGUAUACAAGUCUCACAAAUUGUGAGUAUAAUUGUGAGACUCUGACUUUGAGUAUACUUUCUCUUCCUUUGAUCAUUAUAGGAACGAUAACAUGGAAUCAAUACUCGCCAGACCUUAAUAAAAAAGGGUAUGGAGAACACACGGUACGUUAAGCUAAAAGAGGUCGAAAAAGCCUUACCAGAAAAAAAAGAAUAGUCUUUCUUACCUUAUGGAUGAAGUGUUUCGGAUGGACUGGAAAAAAUCGCCCGACCUAGAAUGGUAUAAAAUUUUGUUAACUCCUAAGAACUUGUCAUGCUCAUGAUGACAAUCAAUGUGACUGUCUUUAUGAGGAACCUGCAGUUUAAAUUUAAUUUUUUGUCAAUUCAUUUUACUUUCUUUGUAAUUAAUAACUCUGUAUAACUUUGACUUUUUUAUAAUUACUUUAGUUUUUGAAGCCAAACCGGCUAAAACCAAUUUAAAAUACAAUGGCGACCAUGUCGUUUUUAAAUUAUUGAGCUUUUCAAAACCUUUUAAACAAAAACUUAUCGGAAUUUGCCUUAAAGCAGAAAAAAUAUCGGAUACUAGUGGAAUUAAAAAAUUAGAUGUUUUUAUUUCUGGAUUUCCUUUUGGUCAAUUUUUUUGCUCUGUAGGAAGAAAGCGGAGUUUUUGUCUCGUUGCGUAAAAUAAAAAUUCUGCUUUUUUUUUAUUUGUAAUAAAAGUACACAGGAAAUUUAAAAAAGUUAGGUUGUAUGUGUAUCACCCUGAAUAGCAAAUUGUAUUCACCUUGAACACAAUGAUUUUGAACCUAUUAUUCUUAAUAUACUAUUUCUGCUUUGCGAUUUUAAAAAACUACACUUUUUUCACCAACCAAUAUUUCUUCCCGUCCGGGUAUUCGCUAUUCAAUCGGUCAUUUCCUUGGUAAAUCUCUCUUUAAGAGGCAAAACAUAAUAGCUAACGUAUUUAGAGUUGAGAUUUUACUAUAUCUUUACAAAUUUAUACACGGAUUUACAUUAACAAUUAAAUUUAUAUUUUAUUUACUACAUGAAUGGAAACUUUGAGAGUUCGUAGUAUCAUUUAAAAAAAAAGCCAAAAAGUCUCAAGUUAAAAACCUAAUAUCACGGUGAAUAUCAAAUUAGCAAUCGGAUUUUGUUCUAUUGUUGUUGCAAAUAGCCAGAAUAAUUUUAGGCAAUAAAGCUUUAAACAAACUCUGUAAAUUUUUUUAGACGAAUGUUAUUAAAAACAGACUUUGUUGAAAAGUUUUAUUUUGCACAAACCUUGUUCUAUUGUUUUUUUAAAAACAAAAACUUGCUCAGCUCAGAAACAACUGAAUAUGUAAGCGGAUUAUUUACUUUUACUGCUACCUUGUUUCGAUUAGAGUUUCAUGAAUCACUAGGUGGUAUUUAGACUUGUAUGUGCACAUCAGUAAAACCAAUUGGUUAUAAAACCUUGUGGUCGGUUAUGAUUAUCUGUUGUGUGGUCAGUUCUUUUAAAACUAUAACUGAUUUGUCAGUGUUCAUUACGAAGGGUGAUUAAAGUUUUAUAAAGUAUUGGGGACAAAAGGAUUAAAGCAUGAGUCCAGCUUUUUGUGAUCCUAAAACUGUUUACUGGUCAUUUCAUGGGCUUGGUUAAUUUUUAUACCGAAACACCGAUUUUUUUAUGACGAAUUAGGCAAAAAUUUUACGAUAAAUGAUUGUAGGAUUUAAGACUCUAGACUUUCAGGUCGCAAACUUAAAGGAAUUUGUUUAAAUUAUUUUGAUCCAAAAAUCUUGACUUUAGUAACAAUUUGGCUAGGUCAAAAUAUGCAUUUUUUUAAUAGGGGAUUCCAUAUAAAUAUUCAUAAACUAAGGUUUUCAAGGUAAAAGUGGCUGGACUCUUUUUUGACUACUUUUGUCCCUAACAGUUUUUGUCUAAAACUUUUUCGUCAACUCAAGGCUCUAAAUUUGUGAAUUAACGUAAAAUAUUUUUAUAUCGCAUCGGAUUUUUAUCAGAUUGAUUCCUCAUAAGAAUUUGUUUUAAUAUACUUACAGUACCGAGUAAAAGUAAAGAAACUUUUUUUUUAUUUUUAAAUUUAUUUUAUUAAAGUUAACUAAAAUUUUUUUAUCCUAUAAUACUACACCAAACUAGAUAAUAAAAAUAAAACAUAAACAAUAUAAUUCUACUUAUUAUAAAGCCAUAUGUAAAUUAAUUUAAAAAAAACAGGGUGCAAAAAUAGAGAAACACAUAUUUAAAGAAAAUAUAUAAUAACAACAAAUUAAUAUUUAGUCGCAUAUCCCUUAUUUUUAAUAACUGCAAGGCAUCUCCUUUUCAUAGAUCCAAUCAGAUUUCCUAAGGUCUCCUUGGGUACAGAAUGCCAUGCAGCUUCAACUGCUUCAAACAACUCGUCUCUAUUUUUAAAUUUUUCGGGAUGUUCCUUACGAAUUUUUUUGUCUACUAGAUCCCAUAGAUUCUCUGUGGGAUUAAGGUCAGGACUCUGAGCAGGCCACUUAACAAUAGUUAUUUUUUUGUCCUCAAAAAAUUUGUUUAUAAUUUUAGCUGUAUACUUCGGAUCAUUGUCGUGUUGAAACCUCCAUUGCAAUGGCAUGUUUUCCUCUGCAUAUGGCAACAUAUUAUCAGUUAAUAUUUCUAAAUAUUUAAAUCGAUCCAUAAUCCCAUCAAUUUUGACAAGGGGCCCAUUUCCAUACCAGAGAAACAACCCCACAUUUGUACAUUUACCCCUCCAUGCUUAAUAGUGCCCAAAGUAUACUUUGGAUCAACUCUUUUAUUUUUAGGACGCCUGACCCAUAAAAUAUCAUCAGAAGAAAAUAAAUUAAACUUACUUUUAUCCGAAAAUAAUACUGUAUUCCAUCUUGCUUCUGACCGGUUUAAAUGGUCAUGUGCAAAUUGAAGUCUGGCGGUUCGAUUCUUCUUCGAAAUGAAGGGUUUCUUGGAUGGUUUUCUUGCCGGCAAGCCACUGUCCCUUAAAGGUCUUCGAACUGUAUGGAUACUAAUAUUUACAUCGUCUAGUUGAGAUUUUAUAUCCACUGCUGUGUUAAAUGGAUUUUUAAGAGCUAAGGAUUUAAUUUUCUCGUCAACUCUAGGCGUCGUUUUUCUAGGCCUACCAGUUUUAGGUGGACUUAUUAAUGAGUUCCUAAUGCGGUGUAACUUUAUGGUUUUGGAAACGACUGAGCGGUUUAAUCCUAACUGCUUAGCAAUGAUUGCUUGCUUAAUUGCACCCGAUUGAUAUUUUGAUAUUAUCAACUGUUUUAUACAUAACGCCAAAGUAAUACCUCGAGGCAUAUUUACAGGUUAUUCUUUAUUAAUUAACAAAAUAUUAUUGUGUAUUGCUUUCAAUAAGCAAACAUAAACUAAGAACUUUAAAAAUGUUUCUCUACUUUUGCUCCUCAUAAAAUAAAGAUAAGCAAAUAGAUUGUUUUUGUUGCAAGAAUUUAUAAAUACCAAAUAUGUUUUUGCAUUCCUUUGAACCUAAAGAAAUAAUGUGAGUAUUUGUUUAUUGGCAAUAGUCGAUUACUCUGGCUUAAUAUUUAUUAAAUAAAAUUUUUCUCCACUUUUGCUCGGUACUGUAGAUGGUAUGCCAUUUUUAACAUAUAAUAUACGUCAAAAACAAUCUUACCGAUUAGAAAAGAAGAUAAAAUAGAAAAUAUAUCACCAAAACCAUGUGGCACCGUUAAAUAUAAUAAAUGAUGGCGUCAAUAAUCGGCAUUUAGGAUCGUGUUAUAUUAAAAUUCUUUUAGCUCAGUGAGCAUUCCUCGAUUGUAUUAAUGAGUUAAAUAUGAAAUUUGUAUUUUUUUAAAGCUUUUCUAAAAGGCGUAUAAAAAAAAUAUUCACUGCAUUAUAUUUCUAUUCCGCUAAAGAUAACCAUUGGCCCAAAACUAUUAAUUUAUUAUUAAUUAUUAGUAGUUUGUUGGUUACUUAUUUUGUUGGGUAAUACGUCACUAUUUAUUAUUUAGAAGAAAUAUAAACUUUGAUUGAAGGAUUUAAGACUCUAGAAGAUUAAGAUUUAAGAAUCUAAGAUUCAAGUUCAUAUUUCUUCUAAAUACGUGAAUUAUUCUAUUUUUUUCAUCUUUUCAAUAAUUGAGGUUAUGACAAUUUUAUAAAUUGAUAUUUACUUAAAUAUUGACGUACUAUUCAACAAAAUAAGUAAAUGGUAAAAGCACUACAAAUUACAACAAUAUAGAAUUCACUUAAGCAGCUUGUUGCUAAUUAAAUAUGUCUUUUGUUCCUGGGUCGGCACCCAGGAACAAAAGACUAAUUUAAUUUAUACAAAGGUUUUAAUUUAUCACGAAACCCUCGCAUAUUAAUUAUAAUAAAUGACGACCACAGGCAAAGAAGGCGCUAUGUCAAAAAACGGGAUUUCGAGAAAACCCGUUCUAAAGCAUUGGAACCUUUAUUUUUGUUCAUUUUGUUCAAAUGUAGCUUUCAUGUUUAUUAUUAUAUUAAUGUUUAUCUAGUAAAUUAAAUCAAAUAGUAAAUAAAUUCUACAAAAAGAAGAAAAAGACACCUCAUUACAGAAAAAAAGGUAAAAACGCACUUUGUCAUAUUAUGAUUUAUUACAAAACAUUAUGAUUCUUAACCUAAGUUUAUCAUUAAAAAAAAUCUUAAUUGUCUAAAAUUAUUAAUAGUAGCAAUAAUUAAUUUUUGUGGUGGCCAUUAUCACUUUCUGGAAAAUGGAAUGCUGUCAAAGUAUUGCUGAGCCUCGGAUCCGCAAAUUUUUUUAAGAUCUUGUAAAUCUUUCCACUUUGCAUGACUCAAUGGUAAUGGACCUAAAAUUUUAAAUUCCCUGUAAUAGUAAAACUAUUUAAAAAUUUCUCAUACACUAAACUCACCAUCAAAUAACAAAUCGGGAAGAUUAAAUUCUCCAGCUUUAAGCAGUUUAUUAGGUCGAAAUUUUCUGUCCCACAUCCCAUUGUAGCUGUUUCUGAAGUAGAUUAAUUGGGGAUGUUUUCUCACAAUCUUCAGUUCUCUUAUCGGUCUUGUUGAAAAAGGACAUUUUCUUCUAUAUUUGGGCUUCAAAAAGGAUGUCCAGUUUCUAACAAGAUCUUGUUUAGCUUGAACAACUUCAAAGGGCAUAGGCCUUGCCCUAGCAGAUUUGAAGCGAUUAUACCAGUCCGUGGGUAAUUCUGCACGUAUUUUUUGGUUAAUGAGACCAAAAUCUUUGUCACAUUCCAUGUAACUAUGGCCUCUGAUUGGGAAUGUUAUUUUAACUGAAUCUAGUUUCUUUUCAGUAUGUACUAUGUAAUGAAGAGCACGAAUUAAAGUGUAGUUUUUAUUUUGGCCUCCACACGAGCCACAAAAAAUCUCCAAAUGUCGAACAUAUUCACCAAGAAAGUUAACUAAAAAAUGAUGGAGUAGAGAGCUAACGGAGUCACUACCUUUAUUUCCAGUAAUUUCUGGAGUCAUGUAAAACACUGUAUGGGAUGUGGAUAAAACAUGAAUGUUGAAUGAAUAGAUGGAAAGUUGUCUUUUGUAAUAAACAUCAUUCGUUGUUAUAUUAGGAACUGGCAGAUUUUUUGCGUAAUCUAAGCAGAUAGCUUCUGUAGAAAUGCUCUUCUGGCUAUUUUUCUUUGCAUUUCGUUUCCUCUGGUAAAAUACUUCUGCUUUUAAUUUGUGUAACUUGUUUUCCAUUUCAAGUUUUUUUAUGUCUCUCUCUAUUUGUUUAUAUUUUACAGAUAUUUUGUCUUCUAUGCUUUGUUUACUAGCUUCCAAUCCUUUUAUUUUCGCCAAAUGUGUAUCACACUCACUGCAGGGUUCUGCCUUGUGUGGAAAGCCGAAAGCUAUAUUAAAUUCUGAACUAAAUAUAGUUCGAUAUGUUUCAUAUGAAACUUUUAUUAAGGGAAACUUCUCUUCAAACAUUUUAAACAUCUUUUUAAUGUUCAAGUCUUCAGGCAAAUAAACUUUGGUGGUUUUUCUUAGGCUAUAGUGCGUCUUACGCCAUUUAAAAGAUUUAAUAUGAUCCCGGACUAGGUUUCUGGAGUUCUCUGAAAGCUUAUGAGGACGAUUCAAGUUUUUGCCCCUGCGGUCACGUGGAGCCUCACCUUUUUGUUUUAAGGACCUUUCAAGUACUUUCAGUUUUUUCCUUUCAAUGCCAUGCAUCGCCAAAAAAGCUUUUUGACACACCUGCUUUUCUUGUAUGCUUCCAUUGGCAGAGAAUCUUAUUCUAUAAUGAUAGGAGGCAUUGUGAAGUACAGCAGCUUCUGCUGUUUUGCGAGGCCUUCUCUGUUUUAUUGGUAAUACUGUGAUUAAACCGCAUAAGUAGAUAUUUUGCUCAUCAACCGAAUUUAAUUCGUUAAACCGCCUAAUUACCUGUAACCUUUCUACUUCGGGCACAUUUUCAAAGCACUUGUAACGUUUGCAACCAUAAUCUUUGCCAAUAACAUGGCUUCUUAAGUUGAUUUUUUUCAUAACAUCACUUAAUUUUCCAUACCGUUUCCUUUUCGGCAAAGGCAGGCACUACUACAUCACUACUUUCAGAUUCCGACAUAAUUAUUAUUUUUACAUCAAGCACCACGUGUUAAAAUAAACAAACUAAUUCAAAAUAAUCAUCCAUUACUCUAAAAGAGACUUAAGUAUAUUAACAAAGGAGGGAGAAGGUAAACUCAAAGUCUAAGUCUCAUAAAUCAAGCGUCUAUUUUAGGUUACGCGUAAAUAAAAUUACUAAAUUAAAUGAUACAGGACAGAACGCCAAUUAACAGAACAGAAAAGACAUACCUAUCUAAAUACAAAAGCCACACACUAACAUCACACUAACAUAAAAUAUAAAACUAUAAAAAAUAUAAAAUAAAAUCCACUAUAACAAUACAACAUCGUGUAUCGUUAUUGACUAAAAUAUGGACUUUAAAACGCCAAAUAUCACAUCCAGUACAUAUUAUACAUAUUAUCUUAAAAGGAAUGAAAACAAAUACAAUUAUGAAAGGACAAACAAUAUAAAAAAAUUUAAAAAAGCUUUUUCAAAAAAAUGAUUUAAUUUAAUAGGGAUCUAUAAUUCUAUCUAAUUCUAUGGAUCUAUAUAUUCUAGGAUCUAUAAUUUGGGAUAAACAAAUUAAGCCAUAAUUUAAUACGAAAUGCAAAUCAAUAACAAAAAAGCAAAGGUUUAGUCGGACUAAGCGCCUUCUUACCCACCACCGCACUGACAUGGCGCCUUUUUAGGCUGUUCGUCAAUAUUAAAAAUUGAAAUUACUCCUGACUGAGCGCAUUUAUAGCCUGAACGAUAGGAUAGGGUUAAACUUUUGAAAUUUUUCUAAUAGAUGGCACUGAUAACUCAAUUUCCUUAAAAAUUGACAUAGCGCCUUCUUUGCCUGUGGUCUUCAAAUGAAAAAGACAUAAAGCCAAAAACUUGAAUUUGAUUUGUCGAAUAUUUCGUGGGGUUUUAUCAGAUCUGAAAAGACCAAUUUUAAACAUCACAAGUUCGCAGUCUUAAUUAAAUUUUUAAGAUAUAUAUUUUAUAAACUUUACAUUUUAACUUAUAUUAUAAGAUUUCUUACUAACGUCUUAUCUAAUAAUUAACUUCGUUUAUUAAUUUAGUAACCGAGCCAACGCGUGAUACAGAUUGCCCUUUCAUUGUUUAAUUUUCAAUGUGAAUCCCCACGAGCGUAUUUGAGGAGUUCUCAAAACGAAAAUCAUCCAUCAAAACUUUUUUCACCAACAACAAAAAACGAAUAUUUCUUGUUUCCGUUCAUUUUAAACCUGCAUAGUAAGUUAUUUUCAUAGAUACUGGUCGAUAUAUCUUUAAAUAGUUCUAAUUGAAUUCAAAACUAACAAAAAUUGUGAGAAAAUGUCAAUAAACAGUUGGGCAUAACGCUUUUUGAUCCAUUACUGCGGAUCUAAUGCUUUUGGUUGUAGCCGAUAUGGGACUUGAUGCUCUAUGUUGUAAAUAUUAAAUAGAGAAUAAAUAAGAUUAAACCCAGUUGAGCAGUUUUUUCACUUAAUAUAAAAUAGAACACAUAAAACCAAGAUACGAGAAAUAAAUUUAAUACAAAAACUUAUAAAUUAAAUAUGGUCCACUUGGUUUUCUUCUAAGCAUUCGCAGAAGUUUUCUUCUUCUUCAUCGUCUUGAGCUCGUUCUGACAUUUGUGGUGCAAUACUUAAGGCAUUGUUAAAGAAAGCCAAAGAUACUAACGGAAUUUUAUCUUCCCAGUCGACCCCAAAUCUAGCUUGAAGCAACUUUUUUAUCAUCUUUUUUUAUGUUCGUUGAUUAAAUUCAUGAGUAGGACGACAGAUGGCUUUUGUACGUUUUUUAGAUUCUAACCAUAUUUUACUAAUGGCAUUGAUAUUUUUGAUUCGUAGUCAAAAUAAUACGAUGGUUCAAGUUUGCUUUUGACAUCGAAGGACUCAUUUUUGUGGCGUCCAUUAUGUCGACGAGAAAUUUUCUCGUCGUUUUAUACAUAAUGGACGCCAGUUUUUGGCGGAAUAUACCACCAACAAAUAUCACAAUUUUUUUAAAGUAAAGCAAUAGUUUUUAAAUAUUUAUUAAAACCAUAUUACAGAAACACUGUAAUUUUAUAUGUAUGGAUCCACAGAUAUUUGAAACACUAUUAGAUUACAGAACUACACUCCGGGCAGCAAUUGUUGAAUUCGCUGGAAUUAACAACUCGUUGUUUAGCUUUGAAAUAUGGCAUGACCAUUCUUCUACCUGUUUACCUACAAUUUAACCUUAACCAAUUACUUGAUAGGGAUUGUGUGGUCAUGUGAUCAAUUAUGCCAGAUAAAUACGCUCGUGGGGACUUCCCAUUACUCGACAGGUCGUGGGCGUACAAGAAAAAGUCCAUAAAAGUUAAAUGUGCGAAAAGUGGACAUGAAGAUUAAACUUUGCCUGUAAAUGUUUUUGGUCAUAUGAUAUUUGAAAUUAUUAAUCGUGAUUUAUUAGCUUUUUUUUAAAUUGAUUACUAAAACACCUAUAUAUUAUUUAAGCGGUGUUUUUUUUUCAGGUGUUUAAAUAAACGUUGGACUUUUUUCUGUUUAAUUUUUAUAUAUUUUUUUGGACAUAAUUAAUUAAUGAGAGAUUAUCAUCUUUGCUACUCUCGGAUUCAGCAAAAUUCUUUGGUGCGUUUGUAGAGGUAGGCAGGGAAUGUUACCAUCCAUGGAAUUCGCCGGGUGUAUUUUGAUUUUCACAGUUUUAGAAAAUCCUUUUUCUUUUCACUUCUUGGCAACUGCUCGUUAUAUAAUUUUUUAAAAAUCUUAGAUAAGUUUGGGUUUUUUCCCUUACGUUAAUGCAUUUGUAAGGGUCGUAUUUAUAUUCGCUAACGAUUUUCCUUUGAAUAUUUGAAACUUUUAAUAAGUAGUAACCAAUUAACUGGAUUGCCUUCAGUUUAAUUUUUAUUUCUUAGUAAUCUUUCAGACAAAGCCUUUAGGUCGUAGAAGUCAUAAACCCAUUAAUUCCCAAGGGUAAAAAUUUAAGUUUUAUAAACGGUUUAGUUGUUCAUUGUGACUUAAAAUACGCAAAUUAAGUAUAAAAAAAUUAAUAUUUUUUUUGUUUUGAUGAAAAAAAAAUGUUGCGUUGACAUUAGUCAACAUAAAUCAAUUUUUAUGCUCCAAUAUGAAAUAAAUUAAAACAAUUUCUAUGAAGAUGCACUUUGAAUUUUUGCACAUAUACAUGGUCUGACUUUGACACUAGCGGAAUCUUCUUCUCAUUUUUUUUUCUUGUUGAACUAUAAUAUGUCCAAUAUUAUCACACUGCACAGCAAACGGUAGCGCGUUUUUUGAAAGACGACCAAGCGUUGAGUUGUUAAAAAAGUUCUGCGCAUUAAUCUUAGCGUAUAGCGUUUACACCAUUUCUGCGGUAAUGACUGUUUCAUAUUUUAUGACGGCAACCGCAAUUUGUGAUUUAAAGUCUAGUUGUCUUAUUUUUUUUUUGUUGACCAUGUUGUGUAUUUUCCAGGCAUUUACAAUAACGCUAUCCACAAGGUUUGUAAAAAGCGGCCAACACUAUUACUCUACAUCUAUAAUUCGAUAUACCGCCAAGCCUCGGGUAAAGUUAUAAGUUAAAACUAUUAAGUUCUUGCCCAUUGACAAAUCGAGUUAUACCACAAUAAUUUUUUAAAUUCGAGCAUUUUCCACUAUUUUUUUAGUUAUAGUAGAAAAUGGAAUGAGCUAGUGAUAUAUAAGCAAAUGCAAAUAAUCGUUAACAUUAUUAACGGCAAGUUUUUAAGGAGUAAUUACGAAUAAAUAGUAUAUGUUAAUAAUUGUAAUAUAUUAUUAUGGUACUACAUAUUCUAUACAUAUUUGACUAUACUUUUGACAUUGACUGUACCAUUUAUUUGAAGUUGUCUAAUUUAUGAUAAAAUUCGGUCUUAACAGUCGUCGGUCUGCAUCAUUAAUUAGAGAACUUUGAUUUAUUUGGCUCUGGUUUUCACCCGUCUUAUUUUUGAUACGGUCUAAAAAGAAAAUAUUUUCAUACAUUUUACAAAAAUAAAAGCCAAUAACCACGUAAUACAGUAUUAAGUUGUACCUACGAAGCAUUCAAUAGCAUAUAUCCAAUGAAAUACCUCAACGCUCAGUUUUGCAGUUUUUUCUAUAAAUUGCGCGAAAAUCUUACGAAUACCAGGGCCAAAAAUACUCUAUUUAUUAGGAAAGAAUGUGUUCAUAUAUAGUUUCACGUGAACAUUUUAAAAUGGGUUAAAUUAUGAUUUAUAAAUAAUCUCAUUUACAGACAUAUGUAUCCGAUUAUAUCCGAUCAUAUAUUUACGAAUUGUACAAUAUACAUUCCGCGAAAUUUUAACAUUUUGAUUAUGCAGAUUUCUCGUCAUAUUUUAAUCCUAAAAGAAAGACAGUAAUAAUCAUUAAAAUUAUAUGAAAAGACUAUGUCUAAUCGCGCUACAACAUAUUUUGAUCUUGGAUCGUUCGUCAUAUUAAAAUUUAAAGGUUUAAUUUGGUUUAUUAGCUCAAAUUGGAUGCUAUUUUCGUAACAUUGAUAACUCAUCUAAAUUAAAAAAAAGAUGAAUAGGCAAAUUUACCGCUUUGAUUUUAAUAAAGUUUCAGAAACAGUACAAUUGAACAAAUUCUAUUUUGUGUUUUGCUCAAGCAGGUCUUAACUUUACCACGAGUUCCAAACUAAUUUGAAAUAUAUCAUGUCAAAGUUAAAAAAAUAUUUUCUUUCUGAAACAAAACUGUUAUCUCAUUACUUCAAGUGUAUAAGCCUUUGUUCUAUAAGGUCACUUUAGGGUCUUUGAGGCUAUUAGUUUAACUGAAAAUCUCCCUAUUUUUGAGCUUAUUUCAUAUAAAUUUUAAUGAAACUGUUUGUGGCUUUCUUUUAUUAGCUGCUGCUGAUCGGUUUAAAACUUGUCUUUUUAUGCUUUUUGUGUCUUUUCGUGAAAGUUCUCAAGUAUUAACUCCCAAAAAAUUCAAAUUAUGUGUUUGUAUGUUAGUCCUAUAGUUGGACCAUUGGUCCUGCAUCCAUUUUGGAUAGUAAAACUUUUUUGUGAUUUGUUGGUAUGUUGUUUUAAUCCCAUUGCAUAAGAGUUUUUAAGCUGGUUGCUCAGGAUUUUCGUCAGUAAUAACACAAUUAAACAUCUUUUUUUUAAAAUUCCCUAUAAGUUUAUUGUAAUUCAUACUUUCUAGAUAAAUCAGUCUUAAGUUCUUUAAAGCUAAUUGUGGAACCGAAAAAAUCUUGAUCUUGUGAUAAUUGUAAUAUCAGCGGUAGUUAAUGUAAGUUGCCGAUGUUCUGCUGAUUUUUAACUGUUGUUGUCUAAGGAAUUAUAUGCUUAAGUUAUGAAAUACAGUUUUGCUUCAUAAAGGAAAUUACAGAAGUUGUGAAUUUUGACACGAUCUGGUUCAAAUUAGUUUUGAACUCGUAGUAAAGUUUGAGCACAACAUUUGGAGAAUUUUUUUAUUUGGACAACAGAAACUCCUUACUACUAAUUGUGUAGUUAAAAUUUACCAGCCAAAAUUUCAAGUCUAAGAUAGAAUAGUUCAAGAAAAGUAAAAAUAGUACUUAGAAAAACCUAUAUGUGCUCAUCUUUCAUCAAACUGUUUAACAUUUUUGAAAUAUUAAUAGCUUUAAUAUAUGGUAUUUUGAAGACGUUUUCAAUAGUAACUCUAACUAACUAAAGCUGAUUUCGAAAAAUUAAAUUGUUAUAGCGCACAAAAAAGACACUAAUCAACUGAAUUAAUAUUAAUUGGUACUUUUAACUCGAAUAUUACACAUAAUUUUAUAACUACCUACCAUAUUCCAAUUCUAUAUACAACUUUACCUCUAUUCCAUUGUUAUCUUAAAACCCAAAUUAAAAUGUUCACGCAAAAUAAUCAAUAGUCUUGAAUUUGCCGUCAGAAUUGUUCAUAUUAGCAGCAAUUAGGUGCAAGAAAAUAUUAGCUUAGAAAAUGGCCUAGUUACAGAUGGCAUUAAAAUUUGGUUUGAAAUAUUACCAAAAUUAUAAUGCAAAUGGCAUAUUUUCUUUGUAUAGACAAUACAUGACGGUGAGUGGGACUCGUAACCAAUUUUAAUUUAAUAUUGUUGAGUUUUAGGUAAAGCAAAUAUUUAACGGGAUUUUUUUUUGUAAAUAACAAUUCCCGGAUACUUUUAAGUCUGUAAAACACGUUUUUAUUUAUUUUGAUUUCAUGACAUGCAAUCAUUUUCAUUUUUCUGCCGUAAAAAUUAGGUUUUUAUCGCUAUGACCGAGAGUCCAUAAAGUAGUAAAUAUAAUGAUAGUGUAAAUUUUACAUAAGCCCUUCAUCUAUAAAUUCCUAUUUGCUCUUAAAUAAAUUUACAAAGGGA
Anthonomus grandis grandis is the source of this 20281-nucleotide messenger RNA. RefSeq names its product serine/threonine-protein kinase minibrain. The transcript is spliced from 9 exons. NCBI's taxonomy places the organism in Eukaryota, Metazoa, Arthropoda, Insecta, Coleoptera, Curculionidae. Gene Ontology annotation, biological process: positive regulation of DNA-templated transcription; peptidyl-serine phosphorylation; protein autophosphorylation. The record is from RefSeq and is a predicted model, not a curated record. Bases 842 to 2806 code for a protein of 654 amino acids. Gene Ontology annotation, molecular function: protein serine/threonine/tyrosine kinase activity; protein serine/threonine kinase activity; transcription coactivator activity. Gene Ontology annotation, cellular component: nucleus.